UGCCAUCAUAUGAUUUUAAAUGUGAUCAAAGUGUUUUAAUUUAAUCGCGUCCGUAUAUAUAAAUUCUUCAUAAAAACAAGUUAAUAUAUAUAUAUAUAUAUAGUUAAUAUAUAUAUAGAAGUUAUUUCAAACGCAGAAACAAAAAUAUUUGUUCACCUUACCAAAAAUUUGUUGCAAACCAAUGAUGACAGUGAUGGUGCCUUCGUGCUGCCAGAAUAUUUUUAUUUUUAGUAUUUUAGUGAUUUUCUCCUUGCCAUCUUGCUCUUCGUUGGCCUCCUCUGUUUGCCAGAGCAGUAGAGAUUGGUGCAGAAAUAGACAGUUUGCUAGGAGGUGUCAGGUUGAGCUUCAAUGUGAAAAAUACGUCUGGAGAGGCAGUCAGCCACCAAACAAUGAGGAGGAUGGUGAUGCAAAUAACAAGAAAAAUAACAAUGUUGGUGAAGAUGAUGAUGAAAAUGAUAAACAUUACUAUGGAGAUGAUGAUAAAGUAGUUCUUGGGUUCUAUUAUGAAACUUUGUGCCCUGAUUGCAAGAAUUUGUUUGCCAGUCAACUGAUCAAAACUUACAAAGAUCUUUCAUCCAUUUUAGAGCUAGAUCUUGUUCCAUAUGGGAAUGCUGAAGAGGUGUGGAAUCAUGACAGAUGGGAUUUUUUAUGCCAGCACGGACCCGAAGAAUGCCACAUCAACAUGAUCCACUCUUGUGCUCUGGACAUCUACCCAUUCAACCUGACGUUUGCCUUCCAUGCUUGCACAGAAACUACAAAAUUAUUUUUGGAACAAUGUGCCACAAAAUACGGACUGGACCUUGCUGCCCUUGAGAAAUGUGGGUCGAGUAGUCAUGGAAACCAGCUGGAACACAUGAUGGCCGACAAGACUGACAACCUCAACCCUCCCCACCAAUACGUGCCCUGGAUCACCAUCAACGGGCAACAUACAGACAGCAUUCAGGAGCAGGCUGAAAGAGACAUGGUAUCAUUGGUCUGCAGAGCUUAUAAGGGUUCCAAGAAGCCAGCAGCCUGCAGUGAUGGUAAAGCAAGGAGAUGUAGGAAGAUCUAGAAAUUUAAACCUCAAUUCAAAUCAAUGUCAUGUUUGUUUUUGUGUAAUUUUUAUAAAAAAUAUCCAGUUGACAAUAGUGCCUUGAUGGUUUGUGUAUUUUUGAAAACGUUAUUUUUAUUAUAAAUUUAAUCAGAAAAAAAUUUCGGUCUAGUAA
This is a messenger RNA of Helobdella robusta, 1205 nucleotides long. RefSeq lists its product as hypothetical. Bases 182 to 1051 code for a protein of 289 amino acids. Lineage: Eukaryota; Metazoa; Annelida; Clitellata; Rhynchobdellida; Glossiphoniidae. Gene Ontology annotation, molecular function: oxidoreductase activity, acting on a sulfur group of donors, disulfide as acceptor. The record is from RefSeq and is a predicted model, not a curated record. The transcript has 8 exons.